AUGGCUCCUCGGCCUUGGACAUCACAAGAGGCGCAGGAGUUUGUCAACACAUUCUAUAGCCGAUAUCAAGUAUGCCAAGCAACCAAGGAUUACAGUACCUUCUGGCCACCUUUCUUUGAGGCCUGGAAUGAAAAAUACCCCGAGCGCCUUGUCGUGUUCCCCGACAUCCCACUAGACCAAGAUCUGGACAUAGAACAAAAGGAUAUUGUCAAGGACGCGUACCAAUUACGGAAAGACAAACUUGUUAAUAAGCUUCGGAACGACUGGGGAACAUCAAAGGCUUCCAGAAAAGCCAAAAAUCACAGGGAGAAAGUGGGAAUAGAUGCGGCAGCAAGUAUUCUUGCAGCUCGUCAGACCAAGGGGAUGCGGUCAUUGAGUGUUUACGAAGCUUACUCCAAGCUUUACUAUGCUUCCUGCAUAAAGCCAGUUGUGGACGCAGAGAUGCAAAUGCUCAAGCGGGCUAAGUGCGGGGACUUGCAGCCCAAUGACGGGGAGAAUGAGUACGGCAAAGAUGUUGAAGGUAAUGAUGUGUCGCAGAAGAAGUGUGAGGUGAAAAGGGUCACGGUAGUCAAGCGGAUUACGAAGGAGAUGUAUGAAAAGGAGACCGAUGAGGUCAAAGACGAGGUUGCAGCAUAUAUCAAGCAGAUGGCUGAAAAGAAAACCCAAGCGUUGGGAACAAGAGAUGCAGAGAUCGAUCAUCAGAAAACCAUCGAUCAACUAGUUGAUAUCCUCACAGAAUUUUUCCAAGAACUUCAACGCCUCACAGGGUGGUCUUUCUCCGUCCUUAUGGGUGGGCCUACUCCUGUGUUGGGAGGGAAGAUCGAUGUUAGUAGCUUUCAUAUUGGUCGCACGGAGAUGGGAAACCUCUUCUCAGAUGCAUUCCCUAACUUUAACAGUGGGGUCAUGAAACCCUGGCUAGAAUUUAUCAAUCAAGUAUUUCCUACUGCUGCAGCAAAGGCAUUAGUAGAGGGCCAAGGCAUGAAUGAAGCGCUGCCACCAACUAUGGCUUCAGCACCUGAUGAUGUAUUAUCCCACGACAAGGCCGAUACACUUGCAUCCGCACUAGCCCCACCGCUGGAUGAGUCAGAGGAGCUUGAGCGCUUGGCAGAAAACUAUCUUGCCACCAUGGGACAUAGCCUGCCAGAGCUAGGUUUGCCCAUGCCAGAUCAUGCAGGCCACUCACUUUCUCUACUUCCUUUGUCCUCACCACCACCUCCUUCUCCGACAUUACCGUUCUCGGAGGUUAACACUGAAGAUCCAUACGACUUCAGCUGGCCUUCACCGCCUCCUAUGGGAACACCUUCGCAGGGGCAUGCUGGCCCUUCCAAUUUGUCUCUGCCCUCCUCCAAUCCUCCUUGGCUGUCAGGGCAAGGAGACUUUACAUUUCCACAAGCUUCUUGCCCUCCAAGUCACGACCAGUGUCCGCUUCCCGCAUCUAGCGCCAUGGCUACAAUGCAGCCAACUCAGGGUAACACUAGCCUUGAUUCAGUCAUCGAUCCUCAGGCUGCACCCAGCUUGUCUCCUCCAGGGCAAGAAGAAGUGCCUUCUGCAGCACCUCCCAUUGAUAAGCCUGCAGGAUUCUCGGAGAAGCGCAAACACCAGGAGGAUAAGCAAAGUGCGGAACCACUUGCAGAGUCCCCAGUUGACAGUCGUCCCAAACGUGUCCGCACAGGGUCCAGACGAAAUGAGAUCGCAAACUCAAUCGGCCAGGAUAAAACUGCUCAGAAGAAAUCUGCCGCUCAAGAGAACCAGAAGAAGACUGUUGGAUAA
This is a messenger RNA of Suillus clintonianus, 1770 nucleotides long. RefSeq lists its product as uncharacterized. NCBI's taxonomy places the organism in Eukaryota, Fungi, Basidiomycota, Agaricomycetes, Boletales, Suillaceae. The transcript is spliced from 6 exons. The record is from RefSeq and is a predicted model, not a curated record. The coding region runs from base 1 to 1770 and encodes 589 amino acids.